This is a messenger RNA of Aspergillus melleus, 501 nucleotides long. Its product is annotated as cupin domain-containing protein. The transcript has a single exon. Bases 1 to 501 code for a protein of 166 amino acids. Lineage: Eukaryota; Fungi; Ascomycota; Eurotiomycetes; Eurotiales; Aspergillaceae. The record is from RefSeq and is a predicted model, not a curated record.
AUGCCCGACAUUACAGCCUCGCCUCUAGCACCCCCACGACGCAUUGUGACCAGCCACCAUGACGAUGGCCUUGCGACCGUGAAGUACGACUCUCUGGUUUCUCCGGAAUCCGUUGGGGAUGGAACCAACCUCGCACGCCUCUGGUGCAGUACAGAGCACCCAGCCGAUGUCAGCAGCACCCAGGACCAAGCAUUAGUAAACCCCGGUAUGCCGCCGACAGGCUCGGGUCUCAGUGCGUACGACCUGCCUCCCAGAUUCGAGGGGGCCUUUCACCGCUCGAUCACACUCGACUACGUCGUCGUUGCAAAAGGAAGUGUAGUCUUAGGGUUAGACGGCGGCUCCAAAGUUACUCUGAACGAGGGAGACGUGGUAGUCCAGCGGGCAACGAUGCAUAGCUGGAGCAAUCAGACGGACCAGUGGGCUCGCGUUUACGGAAUCAUGCUGCCAGCCCAGACACCUGUCGUUAAUGGAAAGGAGCUUGAAGCUGCAUGGCCGUUUUAG